GAGUCGGCGGCGUGAGCGUGGAAGUUGUCAUCUUGGGGGGACGGCCUGUGAUGUUUUGAGCUCUGACUUGUGCAGUGUUGAGUGUUAGCUCGCUGGCUAGCACCGCUUUUUUUUUUUUCUUUUUUCCUUUCCUCCCCCCCCCUUUUUUUUUUCCCCCCCCUCCCCUUCUUCUUCCUCUGUUUGUUUACCCGUGAUCGUGCGCUGGGGAUCGCGGCGCGGUGAUGGAGUGGUCAGGCGGUGGAGAGUCCAUGGCGGAGGAGGAGAGCGGCGGUGUCCCCGCGAAUCCCGCACAGAAGUGGACUCCCGUGUGUCCGCAGCCAAGCGCGGAGAGCAUGGCAUCGCUGUGCCAGAGCCAGCAGCGGUGUGUGAAGGCCUCCAUCGAGUCCAGCUGGUGCUUGGUGGAGGCGCAGGACCAGCUGUGCGGCCUCGAGCUCCACGGUUCCGAGUCGGCCGAGCAGGAGCGCGCCCGUGCCCUCGCCGGGUCCGACGAGCUCGUUCAGAGGGAGCGUGAGUGGCGCCAAAAGGAGAGCAUGCUGGGGGGCAGCGACCUGAGCAGGAGCCCCUUGCUCAACGCAGACUGGAGCCACGAUGUGUUCAAUAAGAAGACUGUGCAGAAUGCAAACUACUAUCCACUCUCUAUUUUUAAGAGUAUUAUUAAUACUCAAAGUGGAAGUAUGGAAGUGGAAAACGACAAGAGCAAAACGUUUGUUCAGAUGUAUGAGGAGCAGCUGAGACAUUUCGGCAUGCUCGGGCGGUGGGAUGACAGCCAGCGCUUCCUGUCCGAACGACCUCAUCUCAUCUGCGAGGAGACGGCCAACUACCUGAUCCUGUGGUGCUUCCGACUACAGGCCGAGGAGAAAGAGGCUUUGAUGGAGCAAAUCGCACACCAGGCUGUCGUCAUGCAGUUCAUUCUGGAGAUGGCCAGCAACUCCAAGCAGGACCCACGUGGUGUCUUCCGGCAAUUCUUCCAGAAGGCCAAAACAGGUCAGGAGGGCUAUUUGGAUGUGUUCCGCACUGAACUGAAUGCCUUCAAGCAGCGAGUUAAGGAGUACACGCUUAAAAGCAAAGGGGAGGCUCAAAAGGACAUGGAGCCCCAGACAACUGCCAGCCGCUGCUGUUUGGACCGUAAAGAGGUUCUGGAAUCUCUGCCCCCAGACCUGAAGGCAGGCUUCCAGCAGCAGGACAUGCAGAUUCUACAGAAUGUUCUCAGCAACAUGAAUCCACAGGACCCCUUAGGGCACUGAUCAGGAGAUAGCCCUUUUGACCCUCCUGAGUUCACGCUCCUUUGUGUUUACUACCAAGCUGAAGUCUCCAGUAGUCAGUAGCCCUUUGGUGUGAACUGCCUUAAAAUAGGAUGUCUUAUCUUCUGAGCUCCAGUUUUCCAUAGCAUAAAUGCAGCUUGCAAAGCACUUCUGUUAAUUCCACCAAUCCAAACACCACUUUUAAAAUGUACAUUACAAUAUAACUGUUAAGAAUGAUGACAGCUUUGCCAGUUUGUUGGUUUCGGUCAUCAUUAAAUUGAUUUGAUUGUACUGAAAUAGCAUGGGUAGCUUUUGGCUUGUUUGUCAGGGAUUAUUUAUGAAACAACACAUUUUAUAGAAUAGAACAUCUGAUGCUCAAGAGACUGCUUUCCAAGAAUCAUCUGGAGAAACCCCAGUCAUGCUGUAUUUCUUUUGCUUCAGUUUUACCCUAAACACUCAACUAGUCGAGAUAGAGUAGCGAAAUUAGUUCUUCUGGUGGUGGAACACAGCAAAUACCUUGGCAUUAUUUUGUUUACAUGUGUAAAAUCAGUAACUAUCAGUAUUAACUAGGAUGGUGGAUCAUACCUUUUCCCUAGCAAGUGUCUUCAUUUCUAACCUGGAAAAAUACUGUUGUAACAUCUUCAGAUGUUGCCUUUUUCUGUGUAUUUGUUUUUUAAUCAUUGUAUAAGCCUGAGAGGUUGCUGAAUGAUUAUCUAUAUAGUAAUAUGGCAGUUUUUGUCAAAAUACUGAAGUUUUUUUGUGAAUUAAAAACUGUAUUGUUUUGGGGAUGUCCUUGUGUGUCUUUCCAUGUACUUUUGCUUUCUUUGCACAAAUUCCUAUCUUUAAACAAACACAGAUCGCUUGAGCCUGCUUUGUGCAGCAGUGUAGGUGAUACGUGUUUACACGCUGAUAAGGGUAACAGUGCUUCAAAAUGGCUCAAGUGGGAGGCGACUUACUUGGCCCGGCCUGCUUUGACAGGUGGCAGAGUACCAUGUGAAGCGAUGCCUGGAAGCUGGACUGUGGAACAGCACGACAAAGUGGACGAAAGAGGAAGCC
This is a messenger RNA of Scleropages formosus (Asian bonytongue), 2297 nucleotides long. RefSeq names its product cell division cycle 37-like 1 (gene cdc37l1). The record is from RefSeq and is a predicted model, not a curated record. Lineage: Eukaryota; Metazoa; Chordata; Actinopteri; Osteoglossiformes; Osteoglossidae. Gene Ontology annotation, biological process: protein stabilization; protein folding. Gene Ontology annotation, molecular function: heat shock protein binding; protein-folding chaperone binding. The coding region runs from base 222 to 1244 and encodes 340 amino acids. The transcript has 8 exons. Gene Ontology annotation, cellular component: cytoplasm.